Lottia gigantea (owl limpet) is the source of this 561-nucleotide messenger RNA. RefSeq lists its product as hypothetical. The record is from RefSeq and is a predicted model, not a curated record. NCBI's taxonomy places the organism in Eukaryota, Metazoa, Mollusca, Gastropoda, Lottiidae. The annotation marks the transcript as partial. The transcript has a single exon.
GAUCCUGUGACAUUCAAAUCAGCGUCUGCUUAUGCUACGUUACCAACGUUACACGCAUAUAAAAAAUUCUCUUUGUCGUUUCAAUUUAAAACUACAGAGGAGUCUGGUUUAGUUUUGUUUAAUUCGGGUCAAGGUCAGGAUUUUUUCUGUAUCGAACUUCACGGAGGAUAUUUAUAUUAUAUCUACAAUAUGGGAGCAGGAGCGCAGCGAAUCAUGAUCAACUCGAAAGAUAAGCUCAACAAUAAUAAAUGGCACGAAGUUCGUCUGCUACGUCCAGAACUACACAAACAGCUGAUCCGAAUCGACGAUAACACCCCAACAGUUGAUAAUCUAGGAGGUUCACAAGCUUUACAUUUUGAUUUAGAGGGUUCGUUAUUUGUUGGUGGCGUCAGGAAAACGAUGUAUCAUUCGUUACCGAAGAUUAUCACGUCCCGUCAUGGCUUUCUGGGAUGUCUAGGCUCGCUAGAUUUAAAUGGAUAUCUUCCUAAUUUGGUAAAAGAAGCAGACACAAUACAUCAGUCUAUUGUUGAAGGUUGUAAAGGUAAGAGCAUUUUGUUUUAA